Etheostoma cragini (Arkansas darter) is the source of this 328-nucleotide messenger RNA. RefSeq names its product kinesin-like protein KIF16B. NCBI's taxonomy places the organism in Eukaryota, Metazoa, Chordata, Actinopteri, Perciformes, Percidae. The record is from RefSeq and is a predicted model, not a curated record. The annotation marks the transcript as partial. Gene Ontology annotation, molecular function: ATP binding; microtubule motor activity; microtubule binding. Gene Ontology annotation, biological process: microtubule-based movement. The transcript has 2 exons.
AGCUGACAUGACGCAGGACGGCGGGAACACCAACCUGAAGAAGAAGUCUGUGUUCGUUCCCUACAGAGACUCGGUGCUGACCUGGCUGCUGAAGGACAGCCUGGGGGGCAACUCCAAGACCAUCAUGAUCGCCACCGUGUCCCCCGCCGACGUGAACUACGGCGAGACGCUAAGCACCCUGCGCUACGCCAACCGAGCCAAGAACAUCAUCAACAAGCCCACCAUCAACGAGGACUGCAACGUCCGGCUGAUCAGGGAGCUGCGGGCCGAAAUCGCCCGGCUGAAAGCUCUGCUGAUCCAGGGCAACCAGGUAAACCAGCCCGGGCCG